AUGCCUCCCAAGAAAGCCGCCGCUGCCCCCAAGAAGGCUGCCGCCAAGGAGCCUGUCCAUGCUAGCUACCAAGAAAUGAUCAAGGAAGCUAUUAUCAAUCUCAAGGACCGUCAAGGAAGCAGCCGUCAAGCUCUCAAGAAAUACGUUCAGGCCAACAACAACCUCUCCAGCGUGACUGAGGCCGCCUUCACUACCCAAUUCAACCGUGCUCUCGCCAAGGGUAGCGAGUCUGGCGUUUUCGAGCGCCCCAAGGGUGCUUCUGGACCUGUGAAGAUCGCCAAGGCAAAGGCCGGUUCUCCUCCCGCCGCAAAGAAGGCAGAGACCAAGAAGACCGAGACCAAGACCACCAAGGCUGCACCCAAGACUGCCGCUAAGGCCAAGAAGACCACUGCUGCAAAAGAGGCCCCUGCUAAGAAGGCUGCUGCACCCAAGAAGACCGCCACCAAGGUUGCACCCAAGAAGGCUGCUGCCACCAAGAAGGCCGCCGCACCUGCCAAAGCGACCAAGACCAAGGCCAACGUGUCCAAGGUCAGAAAGAGUGCUCCCGCACCCGCUGUGGAGGACAAGGCUCCUGUUGUUCUCGGAAAGACCAAGUCAGGCCGUAUCACCAAGAGCACCGCACCCUCAGCACCCGCCACCAAGGCAGCUGCCAGCAAGAAGAAGGCCGCCCCCAAGAAGGCGACACCCAAGAAGAAGGCCGCCUAA
This is a messenger RNA of Aureobasidium vineae, 705 nucleotides long. Lineage: Eukaryota; Fungi; Ascomycota; Dothideomycetes; Dothideales; Saccotheciaceae. The record is from the annotation of a GenBank genome assembly.